Molecule: messenger RNA, 1328 nt
Organism: Selaginella moellendorffii
Lineage: Eukaryota; Viridiplantae; Streptophyta; Lycopodiopsida; Selaginellales; Selaginellaceae
Product: cationic peroxidase 2
Exons: 4
Coding region: 261-1259 (332 amino acids)
Biological process (GO): hydrogen peroxide catabolic process; response to oxidative stress
Cellular component (GO): plasmodesma; plant-type cell wall
Molecular function (GO): peroxidase activity; heme binding
Source: RefSeq, a predicted model, not a curated record
UUGGACUUCGUCAAAUCUAUGAGCGCAAGCUUCCCUGGAUUUGGACCUUGUCAAUGGGUUUUUUAAGCCUGGAAACAGUCAUCAGAGGCAGCAGACACGGUUUAUGACGACUAAGUUACGAGUAGCUUGGACUAUAAGAGCCUUGUAUCAGUGGUUCAUUUCAUCAAGGAGCGACGCUCAUCUGCGGAUCAUCGAUCACUGCCAAGAGAAUUCGAGGAGGAAGAAGGAGUGCCAAGUGAUUGAAGAAGUUUAGAACGAGGAUGGAAACUUGGAGAGGGAGCGUUUUGGUUUUGCUCCUGCUGUCACUGAGCUUGGGUAUCUUGGCUCACGGUGAGAGUGGAGGACGCAAGCAUGGCUACCACAGCUACUCGAGAUCUUGUCCUCAGGCCGAGAGGAUCAUAAGGGACACUCUAAGCAAGCACGCCGGUUGGGACAGGACGAUACCAGCAGGAGUUCUUCGCUUGCACUUCCACGACUGUUUCGUCGACGGCUGUGAUGGAUCGAUUCUUCUCGACUCAACUCCCACCGACGGAACUAAAGUGGAAAAAUUGUCCCUUCCAAACUUCAUGUCCGCCAGGGGCUUCGAGGUGAUUGAGGAAGCAAAGCAGAGGUUGGAAGCAGCUUGUCCUGGAGUUGUCUCCUGUGCCGACACUCUCGCCAUAGCUGCCAGAGACUCGACCGUCAUGCUUGGAGGAAAGUAUUACCAAGUCCCAACCGGACGCUACGACGGAAGAGUUUCCAGCCAGGAACGUGGCAACACCUUACCAUCCCCGUUUGGCGAUGCCUCGGCUCUCAUUCAAAACUUCAAGGAGCGCGGCUUGUCAGUCCAGGACCUCGUCGUUCUCUCAGGUGGUCACACUCUUGGUACCGCCGGCUGCGCCACAUUCAGCAAUCGUUUGGACAACUUUACGAAAACUGGCAAGCCGGACCCGACCAUCAAUCCCAGAUACCUCUCUCAUCUCCGGAGGCAGUGCCCAGCACCGGGGUCGCCAAACCGUGUGGCGCUGGACAAAGGCUCGGAGUUUGUGUUCGACAACAGCUACCACAAGAACUUGGCCAGGAGAAACGGGGUCCUCACGUCGGAUCAAGUUCUCAACGAGGACUCGAGAACAAGUCACUACGUCAAGAACUUUGCGCACAAGCAGCACGACUUUUUGUCGCAGUUUGCGGCCUCGAUGGUGAAGAUGGGAUACAUUGGGUGGAAGAACAAGCACAAUGGGGAAAUCAGGAGGGUGUGCUCCAUGGUAAACACCCAUUAAACACGGUGAAACCGUGACUGAUUCUUUUUGGAAAUAAUCGUAAACUGUGAAUAUGGCCAUUUUUCUUUA